CCGCUCCCUGUCUCUACUCAAACAGUCACUGCUGCGGCUAUUCCAAUAACAACAACGGACGUCGUUCCCACCACCACUACCGUCGUAGUCACAACGACUGUGGUCGACCAGGUUACCAAGCGAGCAAACACUACACCGGCUAUCAAUCCACCCCAGCCUACGCAACACCACGGAAGAAGUCUCGAAGAGCGAAAUAUAGAUGCGCAAUGGUCGAGCUUUCUCAAGGAAGCUAAGCAGGUCGUGCAGACGCUCUGCUCAUGCAUCGAAACACCUCGGACCAGCACCGUAAGUCUAUCCAUCCGAAGACUUUACCCUCUACCUGUUCGGUUCCUAACAUGUCUGACCAGGUCACCGCAACACCAACGACCCUCGUCACAGUGACAGCGACUCAGGUCGUGAUCGCCACCACCGUCGCUACCGUCAUUGCCCGCGCCUGCCCGACCUCCACCAGCUCCUUUGCCCUCUUCGCUUCAGCCUCGAACAGUUUCGCAACAGUGAACUCGGCGUUCGACAAUCUUUUCUCCAUCAACUUCUGGUCCACUACCGCUGCUGGCGCUGCACAGUUCUUCUUCACAGACUCUUGCCGUCUCAGCGUCGUGGGCUCGUCCUCAGAGCUCAGCGUCGUGGUUGAUUCACCUGGGCAGUUUGUCUAUUACCACUACGUAUGGCUAACGGAUCCUACGAUGGCUCAAACAUAUGAUGAGGCUCCAGUCGCUUGCGUCGUUAGUGCGGAUCUAACGUUGACGUGUAGUGUGAGGGACCAAAAUGUGUUGCAGCUUUUUGGAGAUCAGUUGAGUAUCGCUGCGUCAAACGAAGGUACAGCGUCGUCUUUUACGUUGGUGCCGGUAUAGUAUAGUGUCUAUUUGCGUCUAUGAGUUCCUACGAUCGCUUUUGGCAAAGAUAAUCUUUCUGUCUUAUAUACACGUACCACACUAGACGUGUAUAGUACUCUUGCUUUGUUAUAUACUGUAGGACUUUUACUCUCGAAUGUUUGAACUUGCGAACUGAUAAUAUCGUGGUAUGCUACCAACCUCCUAUUCAAAGACUAUUACAAAACUGUUGUGUUCAACCUGGCACCAACGUGACGCAUCGGUACCAUCAUCAUUGGUCGACGAGGAAAGAAGUUUGGGCCGGCCAUCGUGUUUUCGUCGGUCGAAAAGCAAAGAUAGGCUCUA
Molecule: messenger RNA, 1175 nt
Organism: Alternaria alternata
Lineage: Eukaryota; Fungi; Ascomycota; Dothideomycetes; Pleosporales; Pleosporaceae
Exons: 2
Coding region: 336-851 (171 amino acids)
Source: RefSeq, a predicted model, not a curated record